AUGAUACAUUUGAUAAUUGGCAAACCAGCAUUAAGAACCUAUCUUUCAGAGAACCUCGAGGCUCUUCUAACGCAGUUCCGAGCCGAUACCGAUCCGCGCAGAACUGAUCUCCUGGUCGGUGUCUACAAAACGAACGAAGGAAAAGCCUAUGUGCUACCAAGUGUGAAAGAGGCGAAGACGAGGAUAUUGAAUGAUCCUGAUUGGCAUCAUGAGUAUCGCCCUUCUUCUCUAGGAUCCCUGACUUACAGGAACUUGAGCGCCAAGUUACUCUUUGGGUCUGAUCAUCGUCUUUUGCGGGAGAAAAGGGUUAUCUCCACACAGACACUUGGCGCAAGUGGCGGAUGCCAUGUGGGCGCAGUCAUGUUGAAAAAUCAUUAUGAGCCAUGGAAGGAGACUGGGAAUUCCGAGAUUUUCCUUCCGAGUGAGACCUGGUUAAAUCAUGCCCCUCUAUUUGAAUACGCGGGAAUCAAGCCUAGCCUUCUGCCUUAUUUCAGCAGCAAGACAAACAGCUUCGAUUUUGAGAGAUUUUCAGAGGCUAUCAAGUUAUUGCCAGCUCAAUCCGUUGUUCUUCUCCAGUCUGGAGCCCAGAACCCAACAGGAUGUGAUCCAUCGCCAGAUCAGUGGCGAGCGCUGGCCUCAAUCUUCUCCCAGCGUGGUCAUCUGGCAUUCUUCGAUGCUGCAUAUCCCGGCUUUGCCUCUGGAGAUAUUGACACGGAUCUUGAAGGUGUUCGUUUAUUCGCCGACCGCGAAAUCCCGCUCAUCUUUGUCUCAACUUACGGAAAAUCCUUUGGCCUUUACAGCGAGCGCGUUGGAAUUCUCUCCAUUCUUGCUCCGAGCGAGGAAGUCGGAAAGAGAAUAGAGAAGCAAUUGAGCCUACUAGCGCGUGCAGAGUCUGGAGCGCCCCCUGAUUUUGGCUCCAAAAUAAUCGAAACUGUUCUAUCAGAUCAGACUUUGGAGCGCCAGUGGCGUGUAGAAGUGCGUGAGAUGGCAAAGCAACUCAAGCAGCGCCGAGUUGCGCUCAGGGAGAGGUUGGAGGAGUUGGAAACACCGGGAGACUGGCAGCACAUUACCGAUCAGAACGGGAUGUUCUCAUACGUUGGACUUUCUGUGGAACAAGUCACUCUCCUCCGAGACGAGCAUCAUGUUUACCUCCAAGAUACUGGGAGAAUAUCCAUCGCGGGGCUCAACAAAUUCAAUAUAGACCACACUGCUCGCAGUAUUAGCGACGUUAUCAAAGCCACAACUCCUGAAUGA
Messenger RNA from Penicillium pulvis, 1254 nucleotides. RefSeq lists its product as uncharacterized. The transcript is spliced from 6 exons. The record is from RefSeq and is a predicted model, not a curated record. NCBI's taxonomy places the organism in Eukaryota, Fungi, Ascomycota, Eurotiomycetes, Eurotiales, Aspergillaceae. Gene Ontology annotation, cellular component: cytosol. Gene Ontology annotation, biological process: L-aspartate biosynthetic process. Bases 1 to 1254 code for a protein of 417 amino acids. Gene Ontology annotation, molecular function: pyridoxal phosphate binding; L-aspartate:2-oxoglutarate transaminase activity.